AUGGGGGCGUUUUGCAGGGCAGUGGAGAAAAGCAGCUCAAUGUGGAGCAGCGUUUACUGGGCCGGAGGGAAGCGGAUGGAGUUGCCUGACUCCGAGUUCAGUAAUGCCGACCAGAUGGACCUCUACGACGACGUGCUAGCUGCCAGCUCGCAGCCCGCCGAAAGCCGCACAGGCAGCUCGGAGCCGCCCCCGGAGAUCCGCCAGGAGCCGUCCCCCAAGCCCAACAACAAGUCUCCUGCCAUCCUGUACACCUACAGCGGCCUGCGCAACAAGAGGGCUGCCGUCUAUGUGGGCAGCUUCUCCUGGCUGACCCAGCCCAUCCGCUCGGUGGGUGUCUACGAUGUAGUGGAGCUGAAAUUUGCAGAGAACCGAGCCAAUGGCCAGUCCAAAGGGUACGCAGAGGUGGUUGUCGCCUCUGAGAACUCGGUCCACAAGCUCCUGGAGCUGCUUCCCGGCAAAGUCCUCAAUGGGGACAAGGUGGAGGUGAGACUGGCAACGCGGCAGAACCUGUCACAGUUUGAGGGGCAGGCUCGCAAGCUUUCCAGCAGCGCCAUUUCUAAGGCGGUGUCCGGAGCCAGUGCAGGUGAUUACAGCGACGCCAUCGAGACCCUCCUCACAGCCAUCGCUGUUAUCAAGCAGUCCCGCGUUGCCAAUGACGAGCGGUGCCGCGUCCUCCUCUCUUCCCUCAAAGACUGUCUGCAUGGCAUCGAGGCCAAGUCUUACAGCACGGGCGCCAGCAGCAGCUCCUCCAGGAAAAGACACCGGUCCCGGGAGCGAUCUCCCCGGGGAGCCCCCCCCAGCCGGUCCCGCGAGAGCAGCCGGCGGCACCGGGACACGCUCCACAGUGAGGAUCGGCACGAGGACUAUUUCCAGGAGCGCAACCGGGAGCACGAUCGGCAUCGGGACAGGGACAGAGAGCGGGACCGGCACCACUGAGACAGGAGUUUGGCAGCGAGUGGUUUUUAAUGGACUUGUAUCUCUUCACCUCGACCAGGACGACACAACCGAGGCCGCUCCACCCUCACCCUUCCCUGCCACCCCCAGCUCUCUCUGGGCGCCCGAGGGAAGCCACGCGGU
Molecule: messenger RNA, 1077 nt
Organism: Tinamus guttatus (white-throated tinamou)
Lineage: Eukaryota; Metazoa; Chordata; Aves; Tinamiformes; Tinamidae
Source: RefSeq, a predicted model, not a curated record